Messenger RNA from Musa acuminata subsp. malaccensis (wild Malaysian banana), 366 nucleotides. The record is from RefSeq and is a predicted model, not a curated record. Lineage: Eukaryota; Viridiplantae; Streptophyta; Magnoliopsida; Zingiberales; Musaceae.
AUGAGAUCCCCUCUUCUCUUCCGUGUUGCCCUCCUCCUUCUCUUCUUCUUCUUCUUCACCUCUCAAGCUGUGGCCCAGAGAAAGCUGCUGCAAUUGGAAUGGGAGCCGAUCAGAGACCUAAACGAUCCAUCCAUCGUUAAGGUCAUACACUUCGCGGUGUCGGAGCAGAGCAGGACGCACUGGGGGCUCGCCUACACGCUCAUCAGCGCGGAGAGCGGCGAGCAGCUCUCGGGGCCUGAGGGGGCGUACUACCUCGUCAAGCUCAAGGUGAAGCCCCAAGACGAAGAUGUUGGGAUCUUCCAGGCCUCGGUGUAUGAGUCUAAGACGCAGAACUACUUGCAGCUCAUAUUCUUCAUGCGGCUUUAA